Molecule: messenger RNA, 525 nt
Organism: Prunus armeniaca (apricot)
Lineage: Eukaryota; Viridiplantae; Streptophyta; Magnoliopsida; Rosales; Rosaceae
Source: the annotation of a GenBank genome assembly
AUGAAGCAGAAGAUAUUGGUGAAGGUGCCAAUGCACUGUGACAAAUGCAGAACCAAGGCUUUGAAGAUUGCAGCAGCUGCACACGGUGUGAGCAAAGUGUCCAUCGAAGGAGCAGACAAAGAUCACAUUGAGGUGAUUGGAGAUGGGGUUGAUUCUGUUUGCUUGACCAGAUUGUUAAGGAAGAAGCUUCGCUCCGCCACCAUUGUCAAAGUUGAAGAAGUGAAGGAAGCUAAAGCUGAUAAGAAAGAGGAAAAGCUAACUCCACCAGUUCAAUGCAUAUCAUCAGCCAGCUAUUGUGCUCCGCAGUGUCCUUCAAUGUAUUAUGGAGUGGUUUGUGAAUAUCCAGAACCAAGCAACUGCUCUAUCAUCAACGGUUACCUUGCUCAUGUUUACAGAGAAAGGAAUUUUGUAGCUGAUUGUAUGGCUAACUGGAUCAUGAACUUGGAUAUGGGAGUUUGUUAUUUGGAUGAGGCUCCUAUCCGGGUUAACUCUUUCUUGGCGGAUGAUUUCUUAAGGCGUUGUUAG